Leguminivora glycinivorella is the source of this 1821-nucleotide messenger RNA. Its product is annotated as luciferin 4-monooxygenase-like. Gene Ontology annotation, molecular function: CoA-ligase activity. The transcript has 10 exons. Bases 76 to 1677 code for a protein of 533 amino acids. The record is from RefSeq and is a predicted model, not a curated record. Lineage: Eukaryota; Metazoa; Arthropoda; Insecta; Lepidoptera; Tortricidae.
GAAUUACCAUGUGUGCCUAUAAAACAUUACGCCUAAGAUUCAAGUUUUAUAAAAAAGGAGGUGUUAUAAUUAGCCAUGCUUGUGCACGGUGCAGGAGAAGUACUGGUGCCUGCGCAUUUGCACUUUGGGAAAUUUAUUUUGGACCGGCUGAGAGAGACAGACCCCGAGCGUAAUUGUUUGAUUAGCAACACUACUAAAUACAACCUUACGUUCAAGGAGGUAUCGCAGUUUGUAGUCCGACUGUCAGUGGGUCUGACGCAACAGGGGGUGGGGAAGGGAGACACGGUGGUGGUGGCAGGUGAACCCCCCGGCACUUCUUUCCCUACUGGACUUGCCGUAAUACUGACUGGCGCAACACUCGCUCUUAUAGACAUACAAUGUGGCGAAGCAAUCCUCAAGCAUAAAUUAAACUUAACAAAGCCGAAAUAUAUAAUCUGCACUCGAAAAUUCUUGGAGGCCUUCAGUGAUGUACUAAAGGGUUCGAAUUUCAUCAAAACCUUCAUUUGUUUCGAUGACGUCGAAGGUAUGGAAUCAGUGGCGACCCUAGUGUCAAGCCAAGAGGUGGAUAUGGAUCAGUUUGAGCCAACGGCCGUGGAGGGUCAGACCGACGUAGCGCUGAUCUCGUUCUCAUCUGGAACAACUGGGUUAUCCAAAGGCGUCCUCCUGACACACCUUAAUCUUAUUGCGAGGAGCAUUUCGAUUACACAGUGGUAUUUUGACUACAAUUCUUUGUACGCCGAACCCUUGCAAGUCGGUUUCUUCUCGGAGCCCGAUCGGACUUCCUUUUAUGACUUCAAUAUGAUGUGUACAUUACUAUGCUCUGGACAAACAGUUGUUUACUCGGAAAGCGAUGUGGAUUUGAAGUAUGUUAAAGAAUUUCAGGUGCAUACGAUGCCCACCGUGCCUGCGAUUAUAGAAAUGAUGGUAAACGCUCCAGAUUUGAGUUCACUCAAGCUAGUCUGUACAGUCGGCUCACCGCUUAAUCGCCGCACUGCAAAACUGCUACAAGAAAGAUAUCCUGGUAUCAAACUAGUAAAUUUGUACGGCACCACGGAAACUGGCUCCAUUACUACAACACAAAAUAAGGCGUUUGACUUCGAUGUGGUACAACAGGACCCGAAGGCAGACGGUUAUUGCGUUGGCUACGCUGUUCCAGGGGUUACAAUCAAGGUCGUGGAUGUAGAAACGCGAAAAAUUCUAGGUCCGAACCAGCGUGGAGAGCUAUGUGUCCGGGGUCCACGUCUCAUGAAGGACUACCUGGGUGCAACCGAGCCAUACUUGGACGAGCAGGGGUACUACCUGACGGGUGAUCUGGGCUACUUUGAUGAUCAAAAACGAAUUUAUUUGGUGAACAGGCUGAAAGAUGUUAUUAAUUACAUGGGGCAAAAGGUGUCUCCAGGAGACGUGGAAUCCGUACUACUGCAACACCCAGCGGUGCAGGAGGCAGCAGUGGUGGGCAAACCUGCUGGAGUGGAGGGGGAAGAACUACCCACCGCUUUCGUGGUGUUGCGAGCAGGCACCGCCGCUACUGAGACUGAACUUGUCCACUACGUGGCUAAACAGGUGACCUGGUAUAUGCAGCUUCGCGGAGGCGUGAGGUUUGUCCUGGAGCUUCCCAGAAACGCAAUGCAGAAGGUCCUGCGCAGACGCCUCAGGGAGAUACUCACACAGGAAUAGUGCGAGAGGGACAUCACUAUACGAUCUCCCCAAACCUAUCGACGCUGAAUCGACUUGUGCCGGCCAAAAAUCGCUUGUUAGUAACUUACUAUUUAUAUUAAACUUACUAUUUAUACAGAACCAUUAAUAAAAUUGUAAAUGCUG